CUGUAUGUCAACACUCUAUUCUGCAGUUCCGCCCUCCUCGCAGUUACAGUAGCUUUAGUGCUGCGGAUCAAACGCUUUCAAGCUGCAACUUGGUUGGAACCAUGCGCUCUAUUUCAGGUUUAAUUGCUGUGGUCGUCUCGGCUACUUUUUAUCUCUAUCUUCUGUCUUCAUACCUCCCUCCGGGACCGCGACACUUUCGCCAGGAAAACGAAAGAGAGAAGUCUGUAGAAGACAGGGACGAAUUGGUAGUCGAAGAAUACAGCCUGAGGUUUCCGUCCGACCUGGAGGAGCUGCGGGAGCUGGCCGCCCUGCUGCAGUUCUAUAAGACGGAGCACACGGCCUACGUGCUGCUGCUCUUCUGCAGCGCCUACAUCUACAAGCAGUCCUUCGCCAUCCCCGGCUCGUCCUUCCUGAACGUCCUGGCGGGGGCGCUGUUUGGCCCCUGGCUGGGCCUGCUGCUUGCCUGCCUGCUCACCACUGUGGGGUCCACCUUCUGCUACUUGCUGUCUCAGGUGUUCGGCAAAACCUACAUCGUGCGGCUCUUCCCAGACAAGGUGGCUGUAUUGCAGGGGAAGGUGGAGGAGAACAGGAGCAGUUUGUUUUUCUUCCUCCUCUUCCUGCGGUUCUUCCCCAUGACUCCUAACUGGUUCCUGAACGUCACCGCCCCCAUCCUCAACAUCCCCAUCACCCUCUUCUUCCUCUCCGUCUUCAUUGGCCUGAUCCCGUACAACUUCAUCUGCGUACGGACCGGCUCCAUCCUGUCGGAGAUCUCGUCCCUGGAUAACCUGCUGUCCUGGGGAUCCCUGCUCCAGCUGCUGGCCAUAGCCUGCGCUGCCCUGCUGCCCGGCACGCUGAUCCGCCACUACGGCCGCGCCCAGCUCAAACUGCAGGGGCUGGAGCGCAACGGCCACGCCCUGGACAAGAAGAGCACAUGACCGGGGCCGCCCCGCCCACAACGCCUUCUCACGCACACACGCCAUCACCCGCUUCAUAUUCAAAGGGAAAAUAUUGUCGUUUUUUUAUUUCAAAUCUGUUUUGUUUCGUUUUUUUGUCUUGAAAACAUCUGCCCUUGAAGAAAACAAAUCCGGCUGAAGCCUUCUGGCUUUUUCAAAUCUUUAUUUUUUUAUUUUGUGUCAUGUAUUUAUUUUAUCUAGAGGAUUACGUUUCCUUUGAGAAACAGUGUCAGGUGGUUUUGUGUUACAUGUACUUUCAUGUGUGAAGUUGGUUUGUCUGUAUCCUGAUUCUUCUGCUCCAUUUGAGCUGAAAGACUCAAUCUCCCAGCAGCCCCUUCUUCUCCCGGCUGCUACGUCCUCUGGAGAAAGCUGAAGAGGGGGUGGAUGGUUAGGGAGCUGUGGAAGACAGGGAUCACACUGAGACGUCCAUGUUAUGAGUCCAUGAAUCUGCACACAGCAAGCGACUCUUCACGACAGCCUUCAUAGCCAGCACCAGCAGGAACAAACCUGUAUGUUUGUGUGCAAGUGUAUGUCCAUGUACACUUGUGUGAAACAUUGGUCAUUUUUUUAUGUUCAUGAUAUGUGCCCACCAUUUAUUUUACAAUCUUCGGUGCUGCUUUUACUAGACAGAAUACUCUACUUUGACCAGUGGAAUGUCUUUCUGAAGAAAUUCAUGCUCAAAAGGGAGUAAACGGGCAUAAAACACAGUGUCCACUGUUUUUAAAAACACGAGUCUGAGGACAAAACUUUUAUCUUGGUACAUUAUGAAUAUGAGCCUUUUCCCUGAUGGCUUGGACCUGUAGGCUCCUAUAUGGUUCAAAUCUCUGGAGCAUGUGUGUGUCUUAAGAGAUUUUUGCACACAUGUUUCAAUCCUUAUUCUUAAAGUGCUUGGACUUGUAACACAGCCUCAUCAACACCAAGGGUUAAUAGUAUAUUACGAGACACCAAAAUGUCUGAUCUUCAAGUGCCUUACUAAAUGCCCCCAUCAACAUCCACCUACACCAGAUAACUACCUCGAUGCAAUGGGGACAGUACAUCUCAUUCAUUAUUAACUUGGUCAUGAAACAAUAUAUGUUCACUAAUCUAUGAACAUUAUAGACGAUCCUUUGUUUACGAGAGCAAAUCCAUUUUUAUUGCUGUUGGCUGCGUAUAGCCAGAAUCGAGUUUAUUGCAACUCAGCUGUGAAUGGCAUCAGUAUUCACCAAUGGCGUGCAGAGACAGUAUGACCCGCCCACCAGGGCCCAGUGCUGUAAUCCCUGGUGUUUCUGGAACUGCAUACUGCUUACUGCAUGAGAAACCCGCGUCAUACACGUGAACCAUCCGUAGUGUGUGUAUGAGCGAGUGUGACUGAAUUCACUUUUCAGUAUCAAGGCUGCUUUUGUUUUGUGUGUCCUGAUAAUCUGGGAAUACCGUUUUUGUUCAUUAAAAAAAAUCAGAGGGAGAUUUAUUUCUUGUUGAUGUCCCCAUAUGAAGGAACAACAUCCUGAAAUAAUUGCAGUUUAAAUUGCUCUAGCUGUAUUAUUAUUAUUACUUGACAUACCAAUAACAUAUUUGACAUUUUUAAAUAUGUUCUGCUAAAAGUGUUGUCCAACAUCUUUCAAACUUUCAACCAUGUCAGCACAAGUUGUGACGGUAGGGAAAAAAACAAUACCUUUGUAUUAUCCAGUAUGGUUUGGCCACCGAUAAAAGUGAUGGCCAUUAUUUUCUCACAGAACCUUGUGUUAACAACACAAAUAAAUGAAUGUAUUUUCAUACUGCUAUACUAUAGCAAGCAAUUGUACUGGACUAUUCUAAAUCAAGGGUGUGAAACUAUUUUUACAUCCACAUGUAAAUAAUAUCUGUGACGUGUUUCCUCAUGGGAGGUCCAGCGGUAAAGUGUUCCGUUCACAGUGACUGACUGCUUAGACAAUGGGAAGUGGUUUUUUUGCCGAACUUGACUUGUUUGGUCAUCUACUCUGCAUUUUUCAAUUUUUCAUUUUCCAGUGUUCCUAAAGCAAGCGUAGAUGACCUUGAAGACAAAGUUAUCUGGGAUCUAUUAAGGGGAAACCCCUUUGUCCUCCUGCUCCCCUUCUGUUUGUCGUUCUCGCGGUUGUGUGUGCAUUUGUGUUUGCAUUAUGUGGGAUUCAGUGUGAGUUGUGCAUACAUCUUACAUCUCAGCCAUGUCCAGAGUUUGCCUUUUGAUUGUUUUUCUGCAACUUGUGUUUGUUGUGUAUACUGAGUUUACCCAGCCCAAUUUGCCUGACAAGUCUUUUGGAUGUACAAUGCCGUGUCUUAUUGAGUUUAAGUAUUGCAAAGUAUAGUAUUUCAGUAUUUUGUUUACACACACACACAGACACACACACACUCACCUGUCACUGUACAGGUCUACCUAAUAAAGUGGUCACUGAGUGUAUAGUAUAUAUGCUUUACUGUUCUUAAGAGAUGUCCCAGCCUAAGUGCUCAUCCAAAAAGAACAGUUAACUAUCAAACCUAAAAGAACCCUCAGCAGGUCUGGCCUACACAGUCACUGUGGUGAUGCUGGUCCUGGGGCACUCUCACUCGGAGAGGAACUGCUGUUUUCACAUAGUAGGCACAGUCACAAUGAAUUAUGAGAUGAACAAAACGACCUAAUCUGUAUACAUACUCCCAGCUCCCACGUUAAGCAUGGUUUCAGUCCCUGCGUCUCUGCACACAUCCACACGUAUCAUGUAUAUAUGGAAUGUGAUUAACUUUUUUAAGUGCAACAUUGUUUGUAAACGUACUUUGGUUUGGUUCUAUCUCUAUUGGGCUCUAAUAAAGACUUGAACAUUUCCUCUGA
Molecule: messenger RNA, 3750 nt
Organism: Conger conger (European conger)
Lineage: Eukaryota; Metazoa; Chordata; Actinopteri; Anguilliformes; Congridae
Product: transmembrane protein 41A-A-like
Exons: 5
Coding region: 102-935 (277 amino acids)
Source: RefSeq, a predicted model, not a curated record